Corylus avellana is the source of this 732-nucleotide messenger RNA. RefSeq lists its product as uncharacterized. NCBI's taxonomy places the organism in Eukaryota, Viridiplantae, Streptophyta, Magnoliopsida, Fagales, Betulaceae. The record is from RefSeq and is a predicted model, not a curated record.
CCAAUUCCGAACCAGGCAACCACCAGCAAAUACCAAUACCACCCUCAUCGCCCGCUCAAUCCCUCUUUCGCUUUGGAUAACCGUUCCUCUUCUUCGAGUAGUAGUCGAGUACCAGCAAUGUAUAGCGAAUGCCAGCAAUCUUCCACGCCGUCGCCGAGGCACAAGCUCAAGCUCUGGUGUUUCUCCUCCUCCGUCCACCACGUCGAGCCUCCGGAGGCCGAUCAGGACAAGCCGCGGACCCCGCGCUCGCCCUACGCGUGGAUCAAAUCGACGGCACAGGACCUGCCCGAGAUUGGUGACCGAUGCAAGAACCUGAUCUCGCGGAUCGGCAGGGCCCGCAGCAGGCACCACCGCUCGCACUUGGCGGACUUCAGCUACGACCCGUUAAGCUACGCGCUCAAUUUCGAGGACGACACGCGGGUCGACGAGUUCCCGCUCGACUUCUCCGCUAGGCUGGCGGCGUCGAGGAGGGAGAUCGUUGCGUUUAGCUGAGAACGAUUUGCCGUUUUGGGUCAUGUUGUUUGUUUGUAUGUACAGAGACAAGAGUGCCUGACAUUGAUUUUGUCUUGUCGGGAACUAUGUAGUGUAUGUAUUUUGUAAGUUUCAAAUUAAUUUAUUAUGAAUUCAAUUUUGCUACUGUUAAUUUAGGCGUUUUUCUGGACAUGCACUGUCAGUCUAAAAAUGUGUCUUUCUCGGAAGGUGCCAUUCCCCACUCCAUGAAAAGUACAUUUU